AUGGCGAACGGACAGCAGCGAGCACAGGCGGACACUCCGCCCCCGCACUCCGAUUUUCAGCCGCGUGAUGCCGCCGACGGCGGCUCUGUGUGUGAUGCGGAGGCGUGGACGAUGGAGAGUAUCCGGCGCCUGCUGCGGCGGCGACUCGCCGUACGGCUUUCAGGGGAGCUCCGCCGGUUCUCGUGGGACCCGUACGCCACGUCCGUGCUUGACGAAGAUGUGGAUCGUGUGAAGAGUUGGUACAUGCGCACCACCGUCUCCCGAUCCCCCGCUUACCUGACACAAUGGCACCAACAGCUGCAGGAGCAGCAACGCCUGCUGCACUACCAAUACCCCCAAGAUCAUCAUCAUCAUCAUCAUCAUCAUCAUCACCAUGGCAGGGGUGGGGCUUCGUAUUCCCAUCCUCGCCAUUAUCUCCCUUAUUAUUAUUAUCGUCACAAUCAUCACAAGAAUGAUGCUUACGCUCAGCAGCAGCAGCAGCAGCAGCAGCGGCAGCAGCAUUACCGUGAUCAACAGUACUACCAGUAUCAGCAAUCGCUCGAGCCCAAUCAUCAGGGAGACUUUUUGAUUCAUCAACAAGAUCAAUAUCAGCAUCGGUAG
Molecule: messenger RNA, 600 nt
Organism: Trypanosoma grayi
Lineage: Eukaryota; Euglenozoa; Kinetoplastea; Trypanosomatida; Trypanosomatidae
Exons: 1
Coding region: 1-600 (199 amino acids)
Source: RefSeq, a predicted model, not a curated record